CAAACUUUAAUUAGUCGCAAAAAAUACGAAAUAUUAGUUUGUAAAUAACUAAAAUUAAAUACUAAAGGUAAUUAAGUUGUUAAAAUAUUAUCAAAAAACAUAAGUCAUUUGACAGUAACAAAAAUGGCGGAAUCGUCCCCGCGUGUUUCCUUCCCGCGCACGUCGUGCUAGGUGGAAGUUGGUCAUGGUCGUCCGCCAAACGGAAAGCCGCCAUGAUGGCUUUCUGUAAAGUACGCUCAAUAUGUAAAGUUUCGUUAUUGUUUUUCAUUAAUUGUGACUGAGUGCGUGCAAAAAUUAACCAUGGGAACGAACUAGAGUGUGCAAAGUGUAGUUUACGGUCCUUUGGGACCUCCUGGAGGAGCUAUAAAGUGUUUUAUUAGUGCAUUUUAGUGUCGACGCUAGCGUGUUUUGUUCUGUCAACAAAAUGUCGAAGCUCUCGUUUAGGGCGAGGGCCCUGGAUGCGUCGAAACCAAUGCCCAUAUAUCUCGCCGAGGAGCUUCCGGAUUUGCCGGACUACUCGGCGAUUAAUCGUGCAGUACCUCAGAUGCCCUCUGGAAUGGAAAAAGAGGAGGAAAGUGAGCACCACCUCCAGAGGGCGAUAUCAGGCACGGGGCUCAUAAUACCAACACCAGAGGUGUGCGAGGUCACCGACCUCGGGUUCUACGAGCGAUGCUACCCGCCGGACUACAAGAUGCCCAAACAGCACAUACACAUGCAGCCUCUAUGGGAAGAACAAGAGGCGCCGGAGUACGACAUCGACUCGGAGGACGAGAGGUGGCUCAAACAACAAAGGCACGCGGAACUGACAGAAUGGAAAUUCGAACAGAUGAUGGACAAGCUGGAGAAGAGCUCCGGUCAGACCGUGGUGACACUAAACGAGGCCAAACUGCUUCUGGAGAGGCACGACGACCUCGUCACCGCGGUCUACGACUACUGGCUCAACAAACGGCUGAACACACAACACCCCCUCAUUCUGUCGGUGAAGACGGAGAACCGGCCGGGCCAGUCCUCGCACAAUCCGUACCUCGCGUUCAGGCGGCGGACGGAGAAGAUGCAGACCAGGAAGAACAGGAAAAACGACGAGAGUUCGUACGAGAAGAUGCUGAAACUCCGUCGGGACUUGGCGCGGGCGCUAACACUCCUGGAACUGGUCGCGAGGCGGGAGACCGCCAAGCGAGAGCUGGUCAAGCUCACGGCAUCCUUGGCGGAGCGACGGUAUGCGGCGGGUGACUUCGCGAACCAACUGCUGCCUGACCCACCGCCUAGGCCGGCGUAUCCCACCGUUCCGCUGACGACGUCAUCGUUUCGUGCGUACAGCGCCCCCCAUUACCCCCCACGGGCGCCGCCCACCCCCCAAGAUCUGCCGAGACAGCGCGAGAAGCGAUCGUACAAGAAACGGAAACCACGACACCCCGCCGUCGGCACCGUGCCGGGGCUGCGAGAAGGAGCGAUGUGCUCGUCAUCAGAAGAGGAAAGCACGAGGCCGGAGGUGCCGCCAGUGGACGACGGUCCUUUUGCGUUCAGGCGGAAACCCGGCUGUUACUACGAGAUGCCGACGUCGACGUUGUGCGGGGACCCUCUCGAUCCGGAUAGACCGUCUCACGACGUUCUAUACGACCACGAACUCGACGAACGGUAUAGGUUCAACCUCACAUCCCUCAACUACCCGUAUCCACACUGCAUCGGUUUCGCGCGGCGGCGCGUCGGGCGCGGUGGUCGCGUGUUAUUGGACAGAGUGCGGACGCCGCUCGACGACCUCUGGCCGCGGCUGCCAUUCCAGUUCCAAGGGUCCACGGAGUACCGCCGGGAGCGGGACGAGGAGGUGGAGCUCGAGACGAAAGCGCAUCGGACGCCCAAAGAGAUGACCCGCGACUACCAUUCCGGCGGCAAGCAUCCCUGGAGGCACGCUUUCAGACAACACCUGGCCAAACACCCGCACCUUUGGACCGAGCCCAAGUCAGAACCCAAACCAGAACUCGAACUCAAGAUCGAGUUCGACCCAGACGUAACCGAGUUCAAAACAAACGAGUACGAAGCUAGUGAAAACAAAAUCAGUGAUACGGACGCGAGUGAAAACAAGAUCAGUGAUACGGACGCGAGUGAAAACAAAAUAAGUGAUGCGUGCGAUAAUAGAGUCAGUGUUAGGGACAGUGUGACGUAUAAAGGUGUAGGAGGCAGUGACGCGGCCCGGACUAUAGAGUGCAAUGUUAAGGACAGCCUUGAUAGGGCUAGAAGGAAGCGGUCGUGGAGCGGUUGUAGCGAUUCGAGUUAUGAUUCCGAUGAGAGUCUACAGCCUGUUGAGAGAGAGUUUGAAAAGUUCAUCACCGAGGUCAAUAAGAAAUGGUUACACUUCCGACCUAAAACGCCGCCUCCCUCACCACCCUCCCCCACCCCAGUCUCCGACGACGUCCUUCCCAUAGCGUUGGACACGCCCCUAGCGGUCGAACUCCGCUCUCACCCCUCCGACAACUUACAACCCUUCACAACCACCGAGUUCACCCUCACCGACCUAUACGGAGAUAUCAACCCCGAAGAAAAAGACCACAGCGGUAGCAAUCUCGAUAUCAGCGGAGAGGAUUUGCUCGGUGAAAACUUCACCGGAUUGACCGAAGCUCAAGUGGAAAGCAUUCUGUCCGAGACGGAUCUUAAAGCGUUGGCCGAUGUGGAUUUGACUAAGGACGAUAAGAAACUGCCCGAUGAGUUGUUGGAGUUGGUGAACGAUGAGAGAGAUCCUUUUUUAUUACAAGGCCAGGGCGCGGAUGGGCGUGCCGGCUCUGGCUCAAGGAAGCGGAAGGCGGACGCGUUCGGAUCCACCGCUGUACAGGUGUCGCCGCUGGCUAAGGAGACAAUGUACGUGGAGGCGCAGCGCUCGCCGCCCGCCACGCCCGCGCCCGCGCCGCCCCCCGCCAAGCCCGCCGUGGAACCGCCCAGCCGUACAGAGACUAUCGAGGAGGUGCAGCUGCCUAGGGGCGUGCAGUUGCAGAGGAGAUGCAGCAGCCUAGGGGCGUCCAGUUGCAGGUAUGUACUAGAUGGCUAUGUCACUUACAGAUGGUUGCUAAAUGGUUUCUCCCCCGCCGAACCGGCGCGGGAGAAACGCGACGAGACUAUAGCAAGCUCGCCGCCCGCCACGCCCGCGCCCGCGCCCGCGCCGCCCCCCGCCAAGCCCGCGCUCGAGCCGCCCAGCCGUACAGAGACUAUCGAGGAGGUGCAGCUGCCUAGGGGAGUCCAGUUGCAGAGAACACACUUUAGUUGCAAUAUAGCACCUAUAGCAAGCUCGCCGCCCGCCACGCCCGCGCCCGCGCCCGCGCCGCCCCCCGCCAAGCCCGUCGUGGAACCGCCCAGCCGUACAGAGACUAUCGAGGAGGUGCAGCUGCCUAGGGGCGUGCAGUUGCAGACGGUACAAACGGCGCAUUCUCCAUUGAAGAAACACAUAAUAACAUCCGCGGCGCACAGACGGGCUAGCGACUCGGCGCAAGAAUCGCAGCCGCCGCAACUACUGGCCGUCGCAGUGUCGGAGAGCCUUAAGGUGCGGCUGCAAAACCAUCUGCUGUCGAGUCAAGCGGGAGUGUUGGUGCAGAACGGACCCUUCCCACCCGUGGUCGCGGUGCCCGUGCAACAGGCGAGAGAAACCACGGUAGCAGGAGUAUCAGUAGGCGCCAGCACAUCGUCCCCUCGCCGCGUAUCCGCCCCACUAGUCCACUUAGCCCCCGCCUCCCUCGCCCACAAACCCCUCCAAAUCCACCAGCCACCCCACUCUACCCCACUGGUGGUGGCCCAAUCCCACACCAUACAUCACGUGGCGCCGAACAAAUUGAAAGUGCUUCACGCUCAUCCGCUCACUCAGACGCAAAGGACGCAGUUACUGGCCCAGAAUAGGAGCAUAGCGCAGUUACCAGCUGUGGUCUCGCUGUCGCCGCUUGGGGAAGCUAAAACUACUAAUACAGUGGUGACGCAAUCCCACACCAUACACCACGUGGCGCCGAACAAAUUGAAAGUGCUCCACGCUCACCCGCUCACUCAGACGCAAAGGACGCAGUUACUGGCCCAGAAUAGGAGCAUAGCGCAGUUACCAGCUGUGGUCUCGCUGUCGCCGCUUGGGGAAGCUAAAACUACUAAUACUGCUCUCCUAAAAGCGGCCCCCGGUUCCGUAGCUCAAUUCUUCGAGAUCAAGAGCGGUCAGCUCGGCAAGGGCCCGCACCUCGUCAACGUGGUGCGACAACCGCAGCCCGCCAAGUGUGCGCGCGCCGACGCGCCGCCAGCGCCUACGGCGAAACGACAGCUGGUGUCGUUAGACGGAGCCGCUUUGAAGGGACCGCAGCGAGUUAGUUUGAGCCUCGAUGGACGGCCGCUGCUGCGAGCAGCGCUGCCUGCUGUCAGAGCGCAGCCUCUAAGGCACCAGGUGAGUCCACACACAAACACACUCGCAUGUAUUAGACGUCAGUUGGCCAAAUGUGCGCGCGCCGACGCGCCGCCAGCGCCUACGGCGAAACGACAGCUGGUGUCGCUGGACGGAGCCGCUUUGAAGGGACCGCAGCGAGUUAGCCUGAGCCUCGAUGGACGCCCGUUACUGAGAGCCGCGCUGCCGGCUGUGAGAGCGCAGCCUUUAAGGCACCAGGUGAGUCCACACACACUAGCAUACACAUACACCCCCAUGACAGCAUGUCACGCGCCUACGGCGAAACGACAACUGGUGUCGCUGGACGGAGCCGCUUUGAAGGGACCGCAGCAAGUUAGUUUGAGCCUCGACGGACGCCCGUUACUGAGAGCCGCGCUGCCGGCUGUCAGAGCGCAGCCUUUGAGGCACCAGACGGCGCCGCUGUUAAGAGACACCCUGUGUACGUCUCAUUACGCGCCUACGGCGAAACGACAACUGGUGUCGCUGGACGGAGCCGCGCUGAAGGGCCCGCAGCGAGUUAGUUUGAGCCUCGAUGGACGGCCGCUGCUGCGAGCCGCGCUGCCUGCUGUCAGAGCGCAGCCUUUAAGGCACCAAGGACCGCAGCGAGUUAGUUUGAGCCUCGAUGGACGGCCGCUGCUGCGAGCCGCGCUGCCUGCUGUCAGAGCGCAGCCUUUAAGGCACCAGAUCCAACUCAAGAACCGCACGACCACGCUGCAAGUGGCAACGCCGAUCGCCCGGAGUUCCGCGGAGCCGUCGUCGUCGAUCGCCGCCAUUCCGACGCCGUCCAAAACGGCUUCUAUACCCAGCGCGGUGGUGGCUAGCUUGCUGCAGCAGACCAAGGGCGUGCAGUUGGGAAAGGGCGGCCAAAAGAUAGCCAUCUCGGGCCCCGGCGGGCAGGCGCUGGCCGCCAACGUGCAGGCCAUCGCCUUCACCGCGGCGCAGCUGCGCGCGCGCCAGGCCCGCCUGCAGCCGCCCGCCAAGCCCAAACCGUGA
Molecule: messenger RNA, 5389 nt
Organism: Ostrinia nubilalis (European corn borer)
Lineage: Eukaryota; Metazoa; Arthropoda; Insecta; Lepidoptera; Crambidae
Gene: E(Pc)
Exons: 26
Coding region: 425-5389 (1654 amino acids)
Biological process (GO): regulation of transcription by RNA polymerase II
Cellular component (GO): piccolo histone acetyltransferase complex; NuA4 histone acetyltransferase complex
Source: RefSeq, a predicted model, not a curated record